Molecule: messenger RNA, 2948 nt
Organism: Equus caballus (horse)
Lineage: Eukaryota; Metazoa; Chordata; Mammalia; Perissodactyla; Equidae
Gene: SPG7
Product: SPG7 matrix AAA peptidase subunit, paraplegin
Biological process (GO): mitochondrial protein processing
Cellular component (GO): membrane; m-AAA complex
Molecular function (GO): ATP hydrolysis activity; ATP-dependent peptidase activity; metalloendopeptidase activity
Source: RefSeq, a predicted model, not a curated record
GAAGUGACAGAGCCUGUGGCAUUUGUGAAUAAAUGAGGAUAACGUCGCUGGUUUGACAUUGACAAGAUACCAAAAAUCGCUGUAAGGACAUUUGGCCUUUGUUUAUUGUGAGCCGUUAGAAGCUCUGAAGGAAGUUCAUGAAAAGGAAGAUCAUCUGAGGUCUGAACAGGCCAUUUUUGCUUAUUUUUGAGUCAUCUUUUUUUUCAAUUCCGGUGUAUAGCAGUAAUUGGGUUGCUUGAAGAAGAUUUUUCAUGUUCUCUAGCUGUCUCCAAGAAUGCUCAGUAGAGAUCCACAAAGUGGCUCUGUGUGUUUUCCAUCCAGAAGGUGAUCAACAACGGCCUACACAGAAUUUGUGCGCGCAGUAGAGUUGCACCAUCUAAUGAGACACUGACAUCCUGCUGUCUCUUGACCUGAGGUCAAAGCACCUGGAGGAUUGACGCCUGUAAUUUUACUCCCUCCUUUAUUCAGUUGGAACACGGAAAAAAUAAAAUCUUCCGACUCCUAAUGUGCAUUCAGCAGCCUGGUGCCCACAUGUGGUCAGAGACAGCUCUGACUUGGUGGCAGCGUGCACAUCUGCUAUGUUUUCUCAUUUAAAUCUACACGUGCACCCAGUGGCACACACUCCACCCUCCAGACAGCCUGAUCCUGUGUGGUGGCUGUCCAGGUGGCACUUAUUAUUUUAACACCUCAAGGAUGAGGCAGAAGAUGAAGGACAAGGGAAAAUCCAAGGGGAGGACCCCUGAAGAUGAUGAAGAGGAGCGGAGGCGCAGGGAGAGGGAGGACCAGAUGUACCGUGAGCGGCUGCGCACCUUGUUCGUCAUCGCCGUUGUCAUGAGCCUUCUGAAUGCGCUCAGCACCAGCGGGGGCAACAUUUCCUGGAACGACUUUGUGCACGAGAUGCUGGCCAAGGGUGAGGUGCAGCGGGUCCAGGUGGUGCCCGAGAGCGAGGUGGUGGAGGUGUACCUGCACCCUGGAGCCGUGGUGUUCGGGCGGCCUCGGCUGGCCUUGAUGUACCGAAUGCAGGUGGCAAAUAUUGACAAAUUUGAAGAGAAGCUUCGAGCUGCUGAAGAUGAGCUGAAUAUUGAAGGCAAGGACAGGAUCCCGGUUUCCUAUAAGCGGACGGGAUUCUUUGGAAAUGCCCUCUACGCCUUGGGGAUGACAGCAGUGGGCCUGGCCAUCCUGUGGUAUGUUUUCCGUUUGGCUGGAAUGACGGGAAGAGAAGGAGGAUUCAGUGCUUUCAAUCAGCUUAAAAUGGCUCGUUUCACGAUUGUGGACGGCAAGACGGGGAAGGGAGUCAGCUUUAAAGACGUCGCAGGGAUGCACGAAGCCAAACUGGAAGUCAAGGAGUUUGUGGAUUAUCUGAAGAGCCCAGAGCGCUUCCUUCAGCUCGGUGCCAAAGUCCCAAAGGGUGCGCUGUUGCUCGGACCCCCUGGCUGUGGGAAGACACUGCUGGCCAAGGCGGUGGCCACAGAGGCCCAGGUGCCCUUCUUGGCGAUGGCCGGCCCGGAGUUCGUGGAGGUCAUUGGAGGCCUCGGCGCUGCCCGCGUGCGGAGCCUCUUCAAGGAAGCCCGCUCCCGGGCCCCCUGCAUCGUGUAUAUUGAUGAGAUUGAUGCCGUGGGCAAGAAGCGCUCCACCACCAUGUCCGGCUUCUCCAACACGGAGGAGGAGCAGACGCUCAACCAGCUUCUGGUGGAAAUGGAUGGAAUGGGCACGACUGACCAUGUCAUCGUCCUGGCGUCCACCAACCGAGCUGACAUUUUGGAUAAUGCUCUGCUGAGGCCAGGCCGGCUGGACAGACACGUCUUCAUUGACCUUCCCACGCUGCAGGAAAGGCGGGAGAUUUUCGAGCAGCACCUGAAGAGCCUGAAGCUGACCCAGGCCAGCAGCUUUUACUCACAGCGCCUGGCAGAGCUGACGCCGGGGUUCAGUGGUGCUGACAUCGCCAACAUCUGUAACGAGGCCGCACUGCACGCUGCACGGGAAGGGCACACGGCCGUCCACACCUUCAACUUCGAGUACGCUGUGGAGCGCGUCAUCGCUGGGACUGCCAAAAAAAGCAAGAUCCUCUCAAAGGAGGAACAGAAGGUGGUUGCAUUUCAUGAGUCAGGCCAUGCUCUGGUGGGCUGGCUGUUGGAGCACACCGAGGCUGUGAUGAAGGUGUCCAUUGCGCCGCGGACAAAUGCUGCACUGGGCUUUGCUCAGAUGCUCCCAAGAGACCAGCACCUGUUCACCAAGGAGCAGCUGUUUGAACGGAUGUGCAUGGCCCUGGGCGGCCGCGCGUCAGAGAACAUCUCCUUCAACAAGGUCACUUCUGGGGCGCAGGACGACCUGAGGAAGGUCACCCGCAUCGCCUACUCCAUGGUGAGGCAGUUUGGGAUGGCACCGAGCAUCGGGCCCGUCUCCUUCCCCGAGGCACAGGAGGGCCUCACGGGCAUCGGACGGCGCCCCUUCAGCCAGGGCCUCCAGCAGAUGAUGGACCACGAAGCAAAACUGCUGGUGGCUAAGGCCUACAGGCACACCGAGAAGGUGCUGCAGGACAACCUGGACAAGCUGCAGGCGCUGGCGAAUGCCCUGCUGGAAAAGGAAGUGAUAAACUAUGAGGACAUCGAGGCCCUCAUUGGCCCGCCGCCUCACGGACCCAAGAAGAUGAUCGCGCCUCAGAGGUGGAGCGACGCUGAGCGAGAGAAGCAAGAUGCCGGGGAGGAGGAGGCGCCUCAGCAGCCCCCGCUCCGAGGGGAAGAGCCAUCUUGGCCCAAAUAGUGGGAUCACCCUGACUGCCCGUGGGGCUGCGGCGUCUGCCAGGCCCAGAAAGCGAGCUCCUUACUGGCUCCUUCAAGUUCCCUUCGCCAGAGACUCGGCCUGCUCUGGUCUCUGCUGAGGGCUUCCGAGCUCUGUGUGCCCAUUUCCCCCCCCGGGAUUAGUAAAGUCUUCGAGAGAUGGAUGGUUCA